CAUAAACACAGGGUAGGUUUCCACUGACGCUAAUACCAGUAACAUUAUAUAUUCAUGUACAAGUUUGGAAUAAGCAAGAGAUAAUUAUGGAUGAAUCAUCAGUAUCAAAUGCUGCAACAGCUGUGCAAGCUCUCGAAAGACUGGCCCUUCAGUCUAGACACUUUGGAAGAAAGCUGGCGAUAUUCAGUUAAAAGAUGGUCUUCGUACGACCCUUGAUCAAGCAAGAAACAUCAAGUCACUACCUAGAGGGAAGUUCUGAGAGCUAUGUUCCUUUACAAGUAGAGGCUAGACCCCUUGUGGAUUUGAAACAGUUGGUGUUGAUGCAUGUGCCCACAUCAGUCAGUGAUGUUUCUCGUCAAAAGUUCACAGACCUCAUCAGUGAAAUGCUUUCAGGGAGGUGUAAGAAAAUAUUGGCAGGCAUUCUCUUGACAUGUCCCUGGUGGGAGUCAACGCAAAAAGAAAGAGGAGAACAGGCCAAGUAUAACAUUCUGCUUGUUGUGGUGAUAACUGAUGAUCAUCAAUUCUUCUCUCCAGCUAAUCCUCAGAUCCAAGAAGCAGGCUGUGUUGUUGAUCUGGGGUGGCUGUCUGUGAUGGAGCUGAGUCAUUUUGGCCAUGUCCUGGCCAAAGGUCGCACCCGCUCUGUAGAAGCACUCUACUGUCCAGAUGAAGCUGUAGUAUAUAGUUCAAAAGAGUGGUCAAAUCUUCGGCAGUGCUGAUCUGAGGUUAUAACAGGAACUCGUCCUUUUCUAGAAGCAUGCUGUGGUCAGGCAAUGGGCAGCAUAGCAAAGAAGCGAAAAAAUGGAGGAAUGAAAUUGUGUGAAAAGUCCACCCAAGCAGAGAUCUGUGAAGCAUUCAGACUUUUGCACCAUGCCCAUAAUCAUCUCUUGGGUCAGCCACCAGCUACUAGUAAACUUCAGUCAUCAGUGUUACCACAGUGUGCAGCAGAAGCUCUGCAUAAGCUUCAGGCUCUUUAUCAUGACCCAGACGUAUCAAAGCAAGACAUUUUUGACUGCAUGAUGUCCUGGCAUGAUGAACUGCGAAACAGCAUAAAGAAAUACCAAUUUCAUCCACAACAAGAUGUGGAGGCUGUGGUAGGAAACUGGAUGAAGCAAAGUAGAUUGCAAGGGCGACUUUUGAUGCCAGAAAUAUGUCCCGAGAAUGACCUCAGUCACUUGUACCAGCUGAUGCAGGACAUUGGUGGUCCAGUGGUCAAGAUGAAACCUGAACAGAUUCUGCUUGUAGCAAGGGCAGGAAGUUUCAUGUAUGGAUUGUCUACUCCUGAAAGUGAUGCAGAUUACAUUAUUGUCUACAAGGAGCCUACUGAGUACUUGCUGAGUGCCUGCAAGCGUGGUGCAGAGUGCAUGGAAAGCCGGGGUCCUGACAAGAAGGUUGAAUAUGGUGCAUAUGAGGCAAGAAGCUUUUGUGAAAUGCUUCUAAAAGGCAGCGUGAUCAUCUUAGAGGUGGUUUAUCUGGAUGACCAUGACUUUGUGAGUCCUUUGUGGAAGAUAUUGACUCAGAACAAAGGUAGAUUUGUCACCGAGCUAGGGAUUCAACAAUACCUUGGACUCAUUAAGAACAAUUUUCACAUGAUCCAUAGCGGGCGCCAUAAAGACACCGGCCGGGAGCGCAAGCUGUUUUAUCAAAUAUUCCACAAGACUGACAGUGUGCGUUACAUGAUGAGAGGCCAUCCUCCACCAGUCCGAUGUUCUGGUGCAGUGAGAGACUUCAUCAUGAAAGUACGUGUGGGGGAAAUGAAGGGAGAAUUUUCAAGAGAAAGCCUGAAUAAAGCCACAGCAGAAUUUGAAGAGCUGCAACAGCAACUUGCCAAUCGAACUCAUCGCCUGCCAGAAAACCCAAGCUUUAAUUUUGUGACAAAUUGGCUCCUGCAAGUCAGGGGUAUCAUCACUUGAUUUCCUUAGUCAACUAGCAUCUGCAGUGCUUUAUAGUCCUGCUAUGGGACUGGUAGCGCUGCUGCUGGCACUGAUCAUUGAGUCUAUUCUUUUCUUACCUUGAAAUUCUCAGUCUUAUCAGUUAGUGCUAGGUGUAAGGAUGAUAUGGUAACAAAUGCAAAAAGAUGUAUAACUUUUAGUCAUUGUAGCCAAAGACCUUCUUGUAUGCUUAUACAUUCACCUAUCAACACUGACAUGCUAAGCCUAGCUCAACACUGACAUUGCUAAGCCUAGUUCAAAAGGGGCUGCACAGGCCUUGGUAUAAAAAGAUCAAAAUGAACCUCAGGGCAUGCAAAAGAGUAGCUGUACUUUUUUUUCUGUCGUUCACUAAGCAGACAUGGACACAUUUCUUCAUUUUCUUAAAAGGCAUUCCAUUGACAGAUUUCUGAGUAAUUUUACUAAAAACCAGUGAUGUAGAUGAGCUUCCUAUUUUUAGAUUGAACGUUGCUAAUUAUUCCCUUUUUAACAUUAGGCACCAAUGUUUUGUGCAAAUAAAUGUUACCUUUGUGGGAUCAUGACUUUACAGUGAAUUAAUCAAACGCAUUUAAAUACAAGUUUUCUCCUGAAUAGCAUUUUAUUUUAUUACUAGCAUUUGAAUAACACUAAAAUGAUGAGCAGAAAAAAUUAAAUGUGUAUGUAUAUUACAAAGUUGAAUGAGUGAGCAAGUGUCUGAUACACUGCAUAUUGUGAUACCAUGGCUUAUUUUAUAAUUGCCAUUUGAGGUUUUUGUUUAGCGUCACUUUGGUUAACUCCAAGAAUUGCCACUUUCAUGUCCCUGGAGUAUAAAGGAAGUAAAUUUUAAAAAAAGUGGAGGGUAGGAGUUUGCUUUCAUACGGUUGCACAAGUUUCAAAAUGCAUAUUUUAUAACUCAUAUUUCAGCACAUGCAAGUUUGUAUGAAUAGAAAAGCUAUAAGGAAGGCCUAGUAGUGAUGUUAUCCAGUUUUUCAAACUAAUCAAUUUUGAUUCAUAGUCUAUUUGUGUUCCCUCUGAAAGUUCCAUAGCCUUUUGGUUAGAGUGCUUAACAAGGAGAAGGCUGCAGCCUCUAAUUUGUUAAAGUAAAAGGCAGCUGAAGAGAGGGCAAGGCUAUGCCUUCUACAUGUCAUGUCCUAAAUAUUAAACUACUUGCAUUUCUCUAGCCUCUACCCAUCUAUGGCCACUAGACCAAAAGAUGUACUUACGUCUCAUGUCAGCCUAUAGAGGAAUAUUUUUCUGCAAGGAUUAAUACAUGGUCAUGCUGAGAAAUAAAAGAACUUUUAUGAACA
Molecule: messenger RNA, 3211 nt
Organism: Pomacea canaliculata
Lineage: Eukaryota; Metazoa; Mollusca; Gastropoda; Architaenioglossa; Ampullariidae
Source: RefSeq, a predicted model, not a curated record